Messenger RNA from Spodoptera litura, 1882 nucleotides. RefSeq lists its product as uncharacterized. Gene Ontology annotation, cellular component: actin filament. Lineage: Eukaryota; Metazoa; Arthropoda; Insecta; Lepidoptera; Noctuidae. Gene Ontology annotation, biological process: actin filament polymerization. The record is from RefSeq and is a predicted model, not a curated record.
AUACUGACAGCCCUAGAACAACAUCUUUAUUAAAACGAUAUUCUGCCUUACAAGUUUUUGCCACCUUGAUGACGUCUGACGGGCAGAUCCUGUAUUGAUCGUAACAGCUGCUUAACGAACCGGUUUCAAGGUUUACCGGCACAUAUUCAUUUUCUACGAAAUUGUUGAUCGAAGAUGGACGUUGAUACUGUGUGGAAGAAUUAAUAUUGAAGACAUUCAAAAUGAAGUGCUUAGUAUUUAUUUGUGCUGCAUCUCUGGUAACUUUGGCGACAUGUGCGCCCGGAACAGGAAUUAGAGAAAAGCAGUCAGCGACGCAAGAUGUGACUGACAAGUUUGAAAAUAUCCACGCUCCAAGACCAAGACGACAAGCUUUGGAUACGGUUGACAUAGUGUACAUCGAUGCUGCAGCCAUAGAUCCAUCUAAAGUAAAUUUACAAAAUAAGGAGAGAACGCAUCUACAGCCAGUUAACGAUGUGACCAAUAUCCAAAAUAUGUAUAAGUUUCCAUCAGCACCUGACUCAAAAUUAGAAUUGGUAUCACAAAAUUCCAAUUUCGCAGUAUACAAACUGAAGGAUGGAGAUGAGAAAACGCCACAAGCUUCUGACAACCAGUAUUUCCGAUAUGACAAUGGGCAGAAUUUGGUCGAAGACAGGGAACCGCCACCACCACCACCAGACUAUCACCAUCCACCACCGCCACCACCUCCGCAUCACCAUCACCAUCCACCCCCUCCUUAUGGUUAUCCUCCUCCCCCACAUCACCACCACCCUCCACCCCCGCCACCUCCUGACGAUUACAGAUCAAAUUACUAUGAGCAAUAUAAUUCCUAUUAUGACGAUUAUUAUAAUAGACCUCCUCCUCCGCGUGAUGAUAGGAGAAGUUAUGAUGACAGACAAACAAGGCAAUCGCCAAAUGACAGACCGUAUCAUCAUGGGCCACCACCAUAUCGCGGUGGACCUCCUGACAGAUUUUAUGGUAGACCGCCCCCACAUCACGGUGGACCGCCAGAUCGCUUUGAUGGCAGACCACCACACCAUGGCGGGCCACCUGACCGUUUUGAUGGUAGACCACCACAUCAUGGUGGCCCACCGGAUAGGUUCGAUCACAGGCCUCCACACCACGGUGGACCCCCUGACAGAUUUGAUAGGAGACCACCCCCGCCGCCAUAUGACGAUCGUUGGUCAAACCGUCCACGGCCUCCUCCUCCUAAUGAUGAUAGACAACCCAAUGACAAAGAAAAUGAAAACUACCAAAAUGGUUCUACUACAUCCACUACCACUACCACGACUACCACUGUUGCUCCAGAUGACGAUGAUCAGUACCAACUCGAUGUACGAUUUGCUGAUGAUGAGAAAAUGGCAACGGAUGAAACGACAAAGAAUGUCAGGAACCCUAAAAGGGGUGCAGUUACUGCACUACCAAUUCUGUCUCGUCUAUUUCAAGCCGCUGCUGUUACACCAGCCGAUUGAUUCUAUUUUUACACAUUUUUGUAUUAAUCAAAGUAUUAUUUACACCAAUAUAUACAAUUGUAACUCGUUAACUAAUGAUUGUUAACUCUGUUUCCUAUAAUUGUUAGAAUUUAUAAAAAAUAUACUGAUUGAAUGUUAUUGCUGUUUAAUUCCUCCUAUUGAAUUUAAUCAUGUUCUUUGGUAUGAAAUGCCUUAAUGUUGAGGUUAUUAAUAAAACAUGUUAGCAAACAUAUACCAACUAAUUAACAAAAAAACUUCAAGAAAAGCAAAUAUGUUUUUUGCUAAGAUGGUAAUGUUUUUAUCAAAGCAACCCAUCCAUGUCAACACUCGCUGAGUUUUUUGCUACUCUAUGAUUAAUAUUGUAUGUAUCAUGACGUUUGAAGAAUGGUACUUAUGAUUAGCAUUAAUAUUUU